Carassius gibelio (silver crucian carp) is the source of this 3491-nucleotide messenger RNA. RefSeq names its product putative helicase mov-10-B.1. Bases 68 to 3073 code for a protein of 1001 amino acids. The transcript has 22 exons. Gene Ontology annotation, molecular function: ATP hydrolysis activity; 5'-3' RNA helicase activity; RNA binding. The record is from RefSeq and is a predicted model, not a curated record. Lineage: Eukaryota; Metazoa; Chordata; Actinopteri; Cypriniformes; Cyprinidae.
GCUACUGUCAAGUUUCGAUUCCGGGAUCGAAGAUCCAGAGACCAUCCCAAACAUAAACUACUGACAUAUGAACAGCAUCAAGAUGCCUUCUCUUAAAACAUCAUACGAAGUAGGGCUUGACUUCCUGGAGUUUCUGGGGCAGAGGAUCUCGAAAACUGACAGAAACGAGCUUCGGGAUAUAUACAACUUUGAGUUCAAAAGGGACGGAAGCAAAGAGCCCACAUUUUCCAAUGUGAUCAGAGCCUUAGUAUGUUGCAAUAAAGCCACUAUAAGGGAUGGAAAAGUUAUAUUUCAGUGGAAACCUAAGGUGCGUGUGUACUACUGCGAUCAGUGGAAGUCCUUCACACAGCAGAGCACCAGCACAUCGGCCCCAGCUUCUGACCUGGCGUCCUCUUCCCCUAAACCUGUCCUGACCCCGAAGAGAAAGCUCGCUUCAGAAAUCCUCAAAAAACUCAAAAUGAAACGAGCUCAACUCAUCAAAGACAAAGAAGGUGUUGAAAUAACCUCUGACCCCAAGGCCACCAAAGGGAAGGUUACGUUCAAAAUCAAGGAGCAGGGGAAGCUGUUUAUGGUGAAGUUUCACAUCGUAAACCGCGGCGAGAACUGCGUGCACUUCACAUACUACACAGCUCUGCACAAGAUGCGCUGCUUCACUCUCGUAGAUGAGAGGAGAGUGAACCGUGUCUCUCCUCUUCUCCUCUGUCCAGGUGAGAGUUAUGUCGUUGAAGUGCAUUACAAAGUCCACCACCAAGGACACUUUCCAGCCACCAUGUACUUUGAGUUCUGUCCAGAGGCAGAUCCUCCAGGUACAGCUAAACCCUUCUGUAUAGUCCGGGAACUGGAGGCAGUGGUUCAGUCCGGGCUAGCUGAGACGCUGGGCCCAGAGAGUCCAUAUAACCCCAAACAGAACAGACGACUCCGACCGGAGAACAGGAUUCUGGAACAAGGGGUUCCACCUGAGAGUUUCAUCACACAUAAUCUGAAGAUUAUGGUCAAGUUGAAUCCAUACCAAUACCCAGAAUACUUAAAAGAGUUGGCCAAACACAAACUGGAGGACUCAAAGCGCCCUUCACCGUCAGUAAAACAGCAACUUCCCAGAGUGAGGCAAGUGCUGGACACUCAGCUAUGCAUGAAGAACUACAAGGAGCGCUUUCACCUCCUCCUACACCUGGAAGAGAUUCAGAUGGAGGUGGACAUCAAGAAGUACGAUCUCUACGGCAAGACCAUGACCCUCGACAAAUCAAACAAAAAGUUGCUCAUUCUCAAAGUCCCAGGGGUGGCAGAAAACAGACCGUCCGUACUACGAGGAGAUAAACUGAACGUCUGUUUGUCAGAGGACAGGAACCAGCCCAUCACUGUCUAUGAAGGCUACGUCCACAGUGUAGAACUUGAUAGAGUUAAACUCGGCUUCUCCAAGAAUCUUCUCCAGAAGUUUCUCAGCAAUAUGAAGUUCAAUGUGGAGUUCAACAUCAACCGCUUCCCCAUAAAGCUUCAGCACAGGGCGGUGGAGCUGGCUUGCCAGCACAGACUGGGAGAUGUGUUAUUCCCGUCUGAUAAAAGCACUGGACAAACUGCACUACCACACCUCAGCAUGUUCAACAAAGAUUUAGAGAACAACCCAGAGCAGAAGGCAGCAGUGCAGCACAUCCUGUCGGGCACAUCUAAACCAGCACCUUACCUGAUCUUUGGACCCCCUGGCACAGGCAAAACUGUUACAGUGGUGGAAGCCAUAAAGCAGGUGAAUAAAUCCAAGGCCACAACCCAUAUCCUUGCCUGCGCUCCCUCAAACAGUGCCUGUGACCUCCUGUGUGAGAGGUUAUUAGGAUAUGUGGAUGCCCAUCGCCUCUACCGACUCUGUGCCCCUAGCAGAGACCCGCGCACUGUACCACAGAAACUGCUGAAACACAGUAACUGGAAUAAGGAUCAGAGCAGCUUCCACCUCCCAUCUAGAGAAGAUCUGAUGGGCCGCAGUGUUAUUGUCGUUACUCUGGUCACCGCUGGAAGGCUCGUAUCAGGAGGUGUGGAUAAGGGUCACUUCACACACAUUUUCAUAGAUGAGGCCGGACAAGCCGUGGAGCCUGAGUGUAUCAUCGGGAUCGCGGGUUUGCUGGAUCCUGUGAAGGGCCAGCUGGUUUUGGCCGGAGAUCCCCAGCAGCUGGGCCCCAUUCUGAGAUCUCCGCUGGCACAACUGCACAGACUGGGUCAGUCCCUCCUGGAGAGGCUGAUGACACAGAACGCUCUCUAUCAGAAGAGCCAGGAUGCUCAUUCUGGAUAUGACACCCGCUUCGUCACCAAACUUCUGCGCAACUACAGGUCUCAUCCCGCCAUCCUCAGGAUCCCCAAUGAGCUCUUCUAUGAGAAUGAGCUGCAGGUGUUUGCGAACCAGAUGGAGCGGGAGGCCUUCUGCUGCUGGGAGCAUCUCCCUAAGAAGGGAUUUCCUGUCAUGUUUCAUGGAGUGAUGGGGAAAGAUGACAGGGAGGCCAACAGUCCUUCAUUCUUCAAUGUGACUGAGAUCGAGGUCAUCGUUAGCUACCUCAACAAGCUCAUGCAAACGCAGGGCAAGAAGGGCCUGCCAAAACUCAGCGCCAAUGACAUUGGCAUUAUCACUCCUUACAGGAAACAGGUGGAAAAAAUUCGGAAAGCUCUGAACACUGUGGCAGAGUUGAACAAAUGGAAAGACAUCAAGGUGGGGUCAGUGGAAGAGUUUCAGGGUCAAGAGAGAAGAGUCAUCAUAGUUUCUACCGUCCGUAGUAGCGUCAACUACGUCAAGAUGGACCAAGACUUCAACAUUGGCUUCCUCUCAAACGAGAAGAGGUUUAAUGUGGCCAUGACCAGAGCCAAAGCCUUGCUCAUUGUAGUGGGAAACCCAGUCAUCCUAAGCAAGGAUCCUACUUGGCAGAGGUUUAUCAGGUACUGUGAGCUCGAGCAGGGCUACACUGGCUUUGACUACAAGGAUGCUGAAGGAGAAGAGGAUGUGGUCAGCCGGCUGGCGUCUUUAAAAAUCAGUUCUGAUGAUAUAGAUGAGAGCCCACUUCAGCAGCAUGUUCAUCCAGAGUGGAGAUCUGAACAAUGAGGACCAGAUUUAGAAUAAUCAAUGGAGACCAUCAUCUUACAUCCAGAUUAAAUGGGAAUUUAUUCAUUUUUAUCAGUAAAGCAGAACUGACAAACUCCAUUUUAAUAUUGAUUUCUGCUAGUUAAACAAUGCAGAUGAAUGAUUCGAUUCCUAAUUCAGCAAAACAGUCCGUUUGCAUACUACUGGAGAGAUGCUAGCAGUUGUGCAACCUUGUGUGGAGUAAAGGUCACAAUCGCAUUAUCGCUUUCAUUAAUCAAGAAUGUAUUUUUAUUAAAGCUUCAUUUCUUUAAUUUAAACAGCUACAUCACUGAAAAUGUAGAUUUACUUGUAUUUUUUUUGCACUUUACUGUAGUAUUUUACUGAAAGUAAUAAAUUGAAAAUGUUUCAAGCAAGUAAAAAUGGACAUUAAAAACAAUAA